UGAAGGGCAAGAACGUGGUGUUUAAGAGUGGCAUUAUGGACUUUCCCAGCAACACAACCCCAACCACGGUCAUCAAGAGAGCUGUGACCACUCCCAGCACAAGAGCUUCGACUUCUAAGCGUCAAAUCUCUCUUUCAGCUUCACCUCCACCGUCACCAGCUGGAAAAAAAACCAAAGGUCCGACCGCAGCUCCCAAAUCUUGAUUGACAGGAACUUCAGCCCUUGCGAGCUCGAUGGACCAAGCAGUCAAAGUAGAGAAGACUCGACUCACCUCUGAUCUUGCAAUAGCCUCGGCGAAGUUGGAGAAGUUCCCCUACAAGAAACAAGCGAUGGAGUUGUUUGACCAAGGAGCGGCUGAAGCUUUUGGAGGUGAUGAGGACCUCGAAUUGGAGGCUGCUGAUGUUCUUUGUGAUGAAGCUAAGGCUAGUUCAUUUGUAAAUUUAUCAGCAAAACUCAGAUUCAAAUGGCUUUUCAAACAAAUCAAGAAGAAUGAAGAGUAAAUUGUAGGUAUUAUUCCAAACUCUUUUGUAAACACAUAUUUUAAACUACAAAUACAUGUAUUAUCCCAAAUGUUACAAAAGAAAUGAAAAGUAGUUGUUUAUUUGUAUCCUUU
This is a messenger RNA of Melampsora larici-populina 98AG31, 613 nucleotides long. RefSeq lists its product as uncharacterized. Lineage: Eukaryota; Fungi; Basidiomycota; Pucciniomycetes; Pucciniales; Melampsoraceae. The transcript has a single exon. The record is from RefSeq and is a predicted model, not a curated record. The coding region runs from base 234 to 500 and encodes 88 amino acids.